AUGCGUCAAUUCUCGUGGACCGCGGCGUUGGCCGCCCUGUUCUCCUUGGGAAGUGUGGAAGGCUCUAUGCCUGCGAUUCCGAUCCCUCAGGAAACCCCAAUCGGGUUGAUGGCUGCUGUUGGCAUGUCUCCAAGACCAACAGACCCGCCAGGUGUACCGGCUGGCUUUCCUCGCGAGUUGGUGCCCCGGCAGCGGAGGUCUUCCUUACCCUUCCCACCUCCGGGGUAUUACUGUGGUUUAGUUGAUGGCGACACUGAUAACUUGCUAACCUGUGUCAACGCUCGGGCAAAUUGUGUUCAUCAGGGCACCGCAAUUGGGUGCUGCAUCAGCAGCGAAAUCUCCGAGUGCACUAACAUCCCGUCCAGCUGUAUCAACUAUGGCGAGUCGUGCGACGAUGCUUGCAAGAGGAACAGAAGGAUUUUGAAAUGUACCACGACCACCGAGCCAUACUGUGGAACAUACUUUUUUGGCGGUGGAUCGCAACUAUUUGGCUGUCGUUCGUAUGCUUCGGUUACCUCUCAGGUACAGCAACUCCGCGAUUACUACGCGUCAGCCUUGGGGUCCGACUUCACAACACUGCCAGCAGCGUCAAACAUUCUACCUUCCGCCAACCCCAAUGGCCCUCCGAGUCCCAACACAUCCGAGGACCCCAUGCCCACCUUUCCUGGAUUUCCCGAAUCGUCUACCAAUCCCAAUUCGCCUGGCACAACCCCCUCGCCACCACCACCACAACAACCACCUUCUGGCGGUGACGGCGACGAUGGUGAUGACGGCGGCGACGGCGGGAACAAGAAAAGCAAGCUUUCAGGCGGCGCCAUCGGCGGUAUUGUUGUCGGUGCUUGUGCCGGCGUUGGAGCCCUUGCGGCGUUCCUUGUCUGGUUUUUCUGUGUGAAGAAGAAGCGUGAUGAAAACAAUGGCAAUGCUGCCCCUGUCGCGCAUCCUCCCGUUAUGCAUGGCCCCCCACCACCAGGACCCCACGACGCGUACGGCCACCAGCCAAACCCGGCCGCAGGCUACUAUGCACCUGUACCACAAGACAACAAACCACUUGACGGCACUCAGCCUCCUUCAUACGGCUACGACAAACCACCGCAGCCCAACAUGGCUGAAAUGCCUGCUCCAGGCGGCUUACAACCUCAGCCGCCUAUGCAACCCCAGGGCCAGGCUGCUGAUUAUUAUAACCAACGCACAAGCAUGGGCCCACCAAGUCCACUCAGCGCGGGUGGAACGAGCCCCGGAAGUCCAAACGGGAUGCAUCCAACGCAUACUGGCCCCGUGCCUGAACAGAUUUAUGAAAUGGGCUCUGGGAGAUAA
Messenger RNA from Uncinocarpus reesii 1704, 1314 nucleotides. RefSeq lists its product as uncharacterized. Bases 1 to 1314 code for a protein of 437 amino acids. The record is from RefSeq and is a predicted model, not a curated record. The transcript has 2 exons. NCBI's taxonomy places the organism in Eukaryota, Fungi, Ascomycota, Eurotiomycetes, Onygenales, Onygenaceae.